UAAAUAUUUGCCCGUAAUACAUAGUAUUUAUAUCAACGAAAGGAGAAAUUAAAAGACUUUUUUUGAAAAUCAGGAAAGUUAAUGAAUUUUUAAGUCGAUAAAUCUAAUAAUAAAUACAGUAGGAAAUAAAUGAAAUGUAUUUUUAAAACAUGAAGCCUUCAAAACAAUGGUUUGUUUGGGAUGGACUUGGCAUCACUUGCGCUAUGUUUACGUACUUUCUCAUUGGCUUUGCUGAAUUCGUUGUAGUUGGUGUUAUACUGCUGCCCGAAUUGACAACAACGGCUUGGGGAUUAUUUCAUUCAAUUUUAUUUUCGAUUCUUGCUCUUUUAGCUGCGAGUGCUCACAUGCGAUCCAUGACGACCGACCCGGGAAGCAUACCUUUAGGUAAUUGUACAAAGGAAAAUAUUAGAAAAUUGGACAUAAAAGAAGGAGAGGUUUUAUACAGAUGUACAAGAUGUGAGUGUAUUAAGACUGAUAGAGCUCAUCAUUGUAGCACCUGUCAACGUUGCAUCAGGAAAAUGGACCACCACUGUCCAUGGAUCAAUAACUGUGUUGGAGAAAACAAUCAAAAGUUUUUUGUCUUAUUCACGUUUUACAUUAUGGUCAUCUCAGUCUAUGCGCUGUUCCUUUCUGUUAGACAGUUUUUUCUCUGCCAAAACACAGAUUGGGAAGGUUGCAUCUAUCUCAAAACACCAGCUGGCAUGGUGUGCAUUAUAUUCCUUGUAUUUGAAGGAAUUUUGUUUGGUUUAUUCACACUUGCGAUGUUUUGCACUCAAGUGUGUUCAAUUUGUAAAGAUGAAACGGGAAUUGAAAAUUUGAAGAAAGAGAAGGUCGAUAAAGAGGAAGAUAAGUCUUUAUAUGACAACCUUAGGGAUGUAUUUGGUGGACACUUUUCAUUGAAGUGGUUUUCACCAUUCACUCAUCCAAAGAUUAGCAGACGAAAGACUGUAUUCAGUUAUUAUGAAGUUUAAAAACUUGACCCAGUGGCAAUGACCUACCACAAGAGUACAACACUUAUAAUUUUCAUCUGGACGUGUAAAUUAUUCAUCGAUUACAUUGAUUUCAUCAAUGAUAACUCACCUUAUAAUGUACAAUCAACUGUAGUUGUGUAUAUUCCAUCACUAAUGUACAUUUCUCGGGUUUUAAAAACAUGUUCAACAUCAAUUAUUUAAUAAUGAAUUUAUUUCAUCAACAUAA
Xenia sp. Carnegie-2017 is the source of this 1197-nucleotide messenger RNA. RefSeq names its product palmitoyltransferase ZDHHC3-A-like. The record is from RefSeq and is a predicted model, not a curated record. Gene Ontology annotation, cellular component: Golgi apparatus; endoplasmic reticulum. Lineage: Eukaryota; Metazoa; Cnidaria; Anthozoa; Malacalcyonacea; Xeniidae. The coding region runs from base 150 to 971 and encodes 273 amino acids. Gene Ontology annotation, biological process: peptidyl-L-cysteine S-palmitoylation; protein targeting to membrane. Gene Ontology annotation, molecular function: protein-cysteine S-palmitoyltransferase activity. The transcript has 8 exons.